AUGUCGCUGAAGGAUCAGUUGCUAAGAUUGAAGAAAUGCAGAAGGGCACUCCACAGCGGAGAAAGGAAGAGAGUGCAAUUUGGAGACACCGAGGACAUGGACGACGAAACGAUUCUUGAGCUCAUUCCGUUCCGGACACCAUACACAAGAACCAAGAGCCUGCUUUUUGACCGGCAGAAGCAAACGGAGGAAGAGGAAAGAAGGUUUAACAGGAAGUUUUCGGGGUUUUUGAAAGAGUUGGUGAGGUAUGGCGAGACAAAAGACAUAGAAUAUCUGCUCGACUAUCUCGUUAGGAGGUACUCCUGCGAUACUUUUAACCCAAAGGAAAUGAUUUUCGCUCUUCUCCCAUUCAAGCAGUACUACAGGCAAGUUCUACAUAUAAGUGGGAAGUCCGAUUUCAACUACUUUACCGUGCAGCCGACCUACUCGUACCAAUUUAUCGGGAAUCUCUGCUUGAAAGAGAAAUACUUUUUCGACUUCUUUGUGGAGUAUUUCAAGCAUUUCAGAUACAUUCGCGGAUUCUGCCUUAGCGUGUUAGGAUACAUAGUUUCCGGACUCAGAAACACAGACAAAGACUUUUCGAUGCAGCUCUUCGAGAUAUUAUCUCAUCUUGUUAGGUCGGGAGAGAACAGUACGGCAUCUGACCUAUUUUUUGAGAUAAGAGAUUAUGUGGAGGAGGCUCUCGAUGAGUUUGUUGGAUUGCUAGCACCUUACUUCAACAAGGAGUACUUGAUGUCGAGAAAACCUGAGAAGAUGGAGCAUAAGGCGGCUAUUCCGCACGAGGAAGUAGCGUUUUUCAGUAGCAUAUACAGCAGUGGAAAGGAUAGAGAGAUUUUGGGGGACUGCAGUAGAUACAAAAGUUAUGUGGUAUGGCUCCACAGGGAAGGAUUGGCCCUUCGAUCUAUCAGCGAGCAUGAGUUCAGGGCUCUGAAAGUUUUGUGUGGAGUUGAGAAGAAGGAUAUUGAGGGAGAGGCUUCUGACUAUUCCGAGCUGCUUAAAGACCUGAAAGACAGGAAAAAGCUUGUUGAAUUGCUAGCCCGGAGAUUUCCAAGGGACAUUUCUGUGCUUAUCCCACACAUGGGAGAUGACGACAAGGCACAUGUGUCUGGGCUGUUCCCAGGGCUGUGGAGAAGCUUGAUAACUGAGGACAAUCAUGCCAUGCUUAUCAUGAACAUGCCGAGAGGAGCUGUGAAAGAGGACUUGAUUGACAUCAUGGCGACUUGCCUGAAGUAUGUGAAAUACGAUGCAUCCGUAUUUGUGGAAUAUUUAGAUAACGAGAUGCUUCUGGCGCUGAUGGAACAGUGCUCAGAGGAUCUUUCUGUGUGGAAUAUCAUUGAGACAUCGAAGCUCAUGGGGACGGACCUGACUUCUGCCAUCAUUCAAAAGAGGCUUUACGCCAAUCCGGCGUACCUGAACUACCUUUCCGAAAAGCCAAGAGGUCUUGCAAUAGAGGUAAGCAAAAGAAUAUUUGAGAAAGUUGUUGAGUCUCCAGAGAAAAGAUGUUUGGACGCACUAUGCCGGUAUCUACAUCAGAUAAGCGAUCAGGAACUUGUGAAUGACAUUCUAGGAUGGCUUGUGGACAAAGCGUGGUUCUAUCCUGCCCUCUACUCUGGGUUAACUGCUCACUUGGAGUUGUUGAGCGAAAAGAACUGUGAGAGGAUUCUGGACCUAAGAGGAUUCUCGGAGAAAAACUAUUUUGUUGUUGACAGGCUGUACAGAUACAGAGAGAAUACAGUUGACGAGUGUCUUAUGGAAAAACAUUAUGGUGCCCUCCUGUUUUUGUGCAAAAGAUACGGGUUUUCUAAGGUUCUUGGAGACAGGAGGGACAAGUGCACAAUGGAUUUCAUUAGGGAUGCAUCGAAGCAAAGUCUGUCUCCGGAAGAAGCUGACGGAUUUGUCCAGUAUUCCUCUUCUCUUAUUGGAUCUGGAGAUGGUAGAGUAAUAGAGGCACUGCUCCAAGGUAAGUACAUCCCUCAUCUCAUCAAAUGCACCAUGCUAAAGGAAUGGAGUGCUGUAAAGAUCAUUAUCAUUGAGCUCAUUCUCCAGUACCCCCAGCACAGGCAACUCUGCUUUGACUAUUUUCUCAGCAACUAUCUUGACUUCAAAGACGAUUUUGAUCUCCUAGAGGUAGUUGCUGGGGAUGAGGUCGCCAUAGAUUAUGAGAAGCUUGUGGAAGUCUUCCGGGGCUCUGAAGGCUAUUUCAGAAGCAGACUUUCUGACAUCCUUCUGAAGAACUCUUCAUUCGACUCUUUGCGGUUUGUACCCAUGAUUGUGCCAAGUAUGAUAGAAUACAAGAGAGAAUCCAUUGGAAUACUCUUUGAGAAGCAUAAGGACAUUAUGGGUCCUUACGUUAAAGACGUUCUUCUGGGUUUCCCGGAAAUAGAAGACUGCAUGCUGGAGGUCAAUCCGAGGCAUCUCCUUAUAGGAUCUGUUGGGGCAUAUGCAGAUUCGCAGGAUGAGCAUCAUCUUGACUUCAUGUACAAGGUGCUCAGCAUCCCACAUGCAUCGGUCUCACUUCCUACACUCGAGAGGGUUGUGGAGUUCCUUAGAUCAAAUGUUUCAAGAGUGAAAGACAAGCUCCUCGCGAAAUUCUUCGAGGUUUAUCUGAAAGCACACCCUGAAGCAAGCGAAAAAGUUCAGACUCUUCUGAGAACCAUUUACGAAAGCAGAAGAAGCGCCUUCUUCGAGAUAUCUAAGGCAUCGCUCUCUUCCUGCUAUGGGAUCUUCAAGCCAUAUGUUAACAUCAUGGUCGACAUGAUCGAGGAAAAAGACAGGGAUGCAAUAGCAUUCAUGGCGGACUACCUAUACUGGGACCUGGAAUGUUAUGUUCCUCACAGAAAGCUAUUUGAAAUCCUCUUUGGAUUUUAUUGCAAUGAGCCAGACGUCCUAUAUGCGAGAUGUAUCGGUAGCAUCCUCAGACACUGCCCAGCUGAAAUUGAAGACGCCAAUGAUCUGAUACUUAGUCACAUGAGGGGAGACAGGGUUGUUGUGAUUCUAGAGCUACUUCAGGUGUUGUAUCAAAAGGUCUAUCACUUCAAAAAAUGUCUUGUCAAAAGCUCUCCAUACUUUGCACUGGUUGUGGACAGCACAAGGAAGGACAUCUCAAGUGCUGCUAGGAAGCUACUUAGCAUAAUUGAGAGGAAGCACAACAAAAGUGGGUACCAAGUGCUCCAGCUGUAG
Messenger RNA from Encephalitozoon cuniculi GB-M1, 3180 nucleotides. RefSeq lists its product as uncharacterized. The transcript has a single exon. The record is from RefSeq and is marked provisional. Lineage: Eukaryota; Fungi; Microsporidia; Unikaryonidae. The coding region runs from base 1 to 3180 and encodes 1059 amino acids.